Molecule: messenger RNA, 3597 nt
Organism: Chaetomium strumarium
Lineage: Eukaryota; Fungi; Ascomycota; Sordariomycetes; Sordariales; Chaetomiaceae
Exons: 6
Coding region: 1-3597 (1198 amino acids)
Biological process (GO): negative regulation of glycogen biosynthetic process; protein phosphorylation; intracellular signal transduction
Cellular component (GO): cytoplasm; cytosol; nucleus
Molecular function (GO): protein serine/threonine kinase activity; ATP binding
Source: RefSeq, a predicted model, not a curated record
AUGCUCGGGAUAUGUGGUGGAAGCUCGGACAAUGGCGACUACCAACAGCAUGACCCCGAGGCCGGCGGCCAGGCGAGGCUCUUGGCUCCGUUGCAGAUCCCGAAGAACAGAAGCACAGGAAAUCUUGGGGCCGUGGCGAACAGCUCCGAGAAGGCCCGCAUACGCUUCUCGUUCGACGCCGGCCCUUCGGCGGCCGAGUACGAUACAAUGUCAAGGAGUUCCCUCAUGACGGACCAUGACCAUGGCUUGGGAAUGUCCGGCCUCAGGCGCAUACGGCAGCAGCACAAUCCGGUGUGGGCCUCUCCCUUGCUGUCUGCUUCGAGUCGGACGCCCUCCCUGCACACCUUGACACGAUCGCCAUCUGCCUCCACGCUGCUGGAACCGCAUGUCCAGUCAAUACCGCUAUCACCGGGUGUAACGUCUCCCGCCUUUACCGAAGAUCUCUCGCGCUUUCCGUCCGAAUCGCUGCAUUCAUUUUCGUUCGCCCACCAGUCGGAGGACCUGAUACACAGCCGCCAGAAUGUUCUGAAGCGGUCGAUUGAGUUCAUGAAGGACCGGAGGGGCUGGACUGUUGCGUCGAACGCGGGGAUAGCCAGCGCUCAGGCACGGGUCACUGGCGAUGUCGAGAUGCAGAGCAUGCUAGAUUUGCUAGCGAAGGCACAGCUGGUCGGCGCUGGAAAUCUGCCUGCGGGAGGAGACGCCGGUCUUCUUACGGGACCGCUCACGGGGCCGGCAUCCAUGUCAGAUGCGAAUGUUUUCGACAAAGGCUUCGCACCGCGGACCGCAAGCCCCGAACCCUUAGAUGGAACACCCCUCACGUCCCCAGCUGCUCCUGCGCCGGCGUCGAUGCCUGCGUCUGCCGAAGUCCGCGGAUCCGAGCAGGACGCAUCGGCUUCGAUGACAGAUACGCGGCUUCAGCCUCAGCCUUUGCCAAGCGAAGGUACGGGGUCCGAAAGCUCGUCGCGGACACCGACGAACGAGAGCGGCACGACGGCGAAGACGUCCCCACCGGCAUCUAGACGUCCGAGUUUUCUGAAGCGGACGAUGACCGAAACGGACACGGUCCAGGUGUCAGUACAGCAGAAGCUUGUGGAUGUGAUGGCACAGCCGUUCCUCGCCGCUGAGGCGCAACAGCCCCAGCACAGACCAUCGCUGCCUUUUCCGCCGGCCAUUGGGCCAUCGGCCGGCGUAGCCCCCGUGCCACAUGGUCAUCCGACGAGAUGGGUGCCUGCUGCACAAGCAAUCUUCACCACCGAGGCGAAACCACCAUGGACGAUACAUUCGGCCAAUGACAUCGCCUGUUUGCUGUUCGGCGUGACCACUGCCGAGGUGCGGAAGAUGGGAAUCCUGGAGGUGGUUCAGGAGGAAAGGCGGGCAUGGCUGGUGCGCAAGUUGCAGAAAGGCAUCCACGACGAUGCCGGAGACGGCUCUGAGAGCGAAAUCUCUCAGCCAAGGCCUGCCGUGCAGACGUCGACGCUGCUUGGCGCCCGCGCUGGCGGGAUCACGGCAAAACUCCUAAGCAAGCCAAGCUCAAGAUCGCAGGCACCCAAGACCGGGCGACGGCCGGCAACCGUCCACAGUGGCGACCCGAAGCCGCCGAGGCCGGGGCAGGGCCACCGCCUCAGCAGCAAAUCUAGGGGAGUGCUGCUUUGUGGAGACGUCGUUCCUAUUCAGAAACGGAACGGUGCAACCGGCUCUGCCAGCUUCUGGGUGAUCGAGAAACGGGUGGGUUUGAUCUGGGUGCUGGAAGAGAUCCACGAGGAUGUUGCGUACAUCGAUCUCGACGAAGAGGGCACCGUUACCAAACUCUCUGGUGCGCUAGAACCGAUCUGGGGGGACGAGAAUCUGAAGACGGGUGUGGACAUUGGCACGUUGAUCCCUCGAAUCUCCCGACAAGGGAUCGACCCCCGCUUCGGCGAGAUCGACUACCGAGAAAUCGCCAAGAGGAAAUACUACACUUGCCGUAACCGCAACGGAAUCAACAUACCAGCAACGGUGGAACAGGUCAGCGGGUCCACCCAGCUGCGCGUGUCGAGCUUCCCGCACAUCGCGGGUAUCAUCGUGGUCUGCCCUCAAGACCUGACCAUCAGGAGCUCGAAUUCCGUCUUCUGCGGCGCGCUCUUCGGCUACGAGAAGCCGGAUGGCAUGUCAAUCAACCAACUGGUGCCCAACUUCGACAAGGUCCUCCGCAUCCUCACCGACAAGGACGGCAUCCACCUCGUUGAGGGCAUUGUGAUCCCCGAGCAUUCGUUCCGGAAGGCCUCGGCGUUCCUGGCUCUUGAAGAAGGCCUGCCGGAUGCCGCGACAGGGUUCCUGCGUCCUGACUGUCUCCCAGCCCGGCAUCGCGAUGGGUCCCAACUGAAGAUCGACAUCCAGAUGCGGGUCGUGAAGAGCGAAAAGCAAGUCGCAACGCACCACACGGAGGAGACCAGCGACGAGGAGUCCCGUUCGGAUGAGGCCGGCGAUGAGUUCGUGGUCGCGCAGACGGAAUGGGUCUAUGCACUGUGGGUGACGUAUUCGAGACACAUCCACGCCGCUCGUCCCAACUUGGGAGGCGUAUCAUCCCCAGUGCUCUCCCGCGUCGCGACGCCCCUACAACAACCAUCACCAGGCCAGACGCCUGCUCACACACCCCUAGAACUGCAAUCCGAUUCCGACGAGUCCUUCAAAGGUGAAGCUACAACCUCGACGCUGGCAAGUCAAAUCAAAAAGGCAGCCAUAGCAGCCGCCGCUAAGUUGACGGGCUCGCAAUCGCCAUCCGAGCCGCAGAAGGAACAACAGCCUGCGAUCGAGAAACCGGCUGAGCCAGCCAAGAAAAAGACCAUCGACGACUUCGUCAUCCUUGAGGACAUGGGCCAGGGCGCCUACGGACAGGUCAAGCUCGCGCGAUACCGGCCAACGGGGAAGACGUGCGUCCUCAAGUACGUGACGAAGAAGCGCAUUCUCGUCGACACCUGGACCCGCGACCGUAGACUGGGCACGGUGCCCCUCGAGAUCCACGUGCUUGACUACCUGCGGCGGGACGGGCUGCGGCACCCGAACAUCGUGGAGAUGGAGGACUUUUUCGAGGAUUCCGUUAACUACUAUAUCGAGAUGGCCCCCCACGGCCGGCCCGGGCUGGAUCUCUUCGAUUACAUUGAACUACGGACCAACAUGGACGAGCAGGAGAGUCGCAGCAUCUUUGUGCAGGUGGCUCGCGCCAUCCACCACCUCCACACCAAGGCGCUUGUGGUGCACCGAGACAUCAAAGACGAGAACUUGAUCGAUUUCGGGAGUGCGGCAUACAUCAAGAGCGGACCCUUUGAUGUCUUUGUGGGUACCAUUGACUACGCGGCGCCCGAAGUCCUCGCCGGCAAGCGCUACGGCGGCAAGGAGCAGGACGUGUGGGCGCUCGGCAUCCUGCUUUACACCAUCAUCUACAAGGAGAACCCCUUCUAUAGCAUAGACGAGAUCAUGGACCAUGACCUGCGCGUGCCGUACGUCAUCAGCGAGGAGAGCAUCGACCUGAUCCGUAAGAUGCUCAACCGCGAUGUCGAGAAGCGGCUUGACAUCGACCAGGUGCUGGCGCAUCCUUGGUGUCAGGGGUUCAUUGGGUGA